Molecule: messenger RNA, 1422 nt
Organism: Plasmopara halstedii
Lineage: Eukaryota; Oomycota; Peronosporomycetes; Peronosporales; Peronosporaceae
Product: rna binding protein
Exons: 1
Coding region: 1-1422 (473 amino acids)
Molecular function (GO): RNA binding; metal ion binding
Source: RefSeq, a predicted model, not a curated record
AUGGCGGAUGGUAAUCUAUGGCGUGACCGAAAUAAAGUGUUUGUUGCAGGUUUGCCACCACAUGUGGACGACAAUGCACUGUACGACCGAUUCAAGUCAUUUGGUCCAAUGCAUCAAACUAAAGUAGUGUACGACCAAACGACAGGUCGUUCACGUGGGUUCGGUUUUCUUACAUUUAGUGACUACACUAACGCUCUCGAUGCUGUGGACCAAAUGAACCAAACAAAAUGGGACCAUCGGAUUUUAAAUGUGCGAUUUUUGCAACCAAAAACACCAAUGCAAAAUGAGUCAAUGCCCAUUUCGAAACCACAAAAAGUCAUUGGUCCUCGCCCUGAAAAUUGUACGACCAUUUAUGUUGGGAAUUUGGCUUAUGAUAUUACAGAGGAAGUGGUACGUAAAGUAUUUGACAAUUGUGGCAGUAUUCGUGCCAUUCGAUUUGCCGAACAUAUUCAAACAAAAGAAUUUCGAGGCUUUGCGUAUGUCCAAUUUCAUGAAGAAGCAGCAUGUGAAGCAGCUAUGCAAUUGGAUGGGAUGAUUGUCAUGGGACGACCGAUGAAUGUUGACUAUGGAGUUCGAGAUGAAGGGUACACUCAAGCACGCGAAGAGUUGCAAAAAAAAUUGAAAAAAGGAAUUUGCCAUAAAUUUCAAUCGGGAAAGUGUACUCGUGGCGACGCGUGUAAAUUUGCACAUGUCAUGCAAGAUCAAGAUGCAGAAGAGUUGGUACAAGUUAAACAAUCACAAGUCGAACAUAUUGUUUCAUCAGAGGCAAACGAUGCCCCGAUUUGCAUUAAUUUUCAAAAGGGAAAAUGCAAACGUGGGCAAACAUGCAAAUUUCAGCAUUUGCAAGAAUCUGCAAAGGUUGAAAAAGUUGUGGUUGACGAGACAAAUCCAACGUGUGGGGAGACUGAGGUACCAGUGUGCCAGAAUUACCAGAAAGGCAAGUGUAAACGUGGUCAAUCGUGCCGCUUUCGCCAUGUUGCUGCAAUUAUAGAGCAGAUACAAAAAGUCGAAGAUCCGGUGCGUGUUGCAUUGCCAGUUGCUGCAGUUGCUCAAGUGGCAAUUUGCAGAAAUUUUCAGAAAGGAAGUUGCUUGCGUGGUACAUCGUGUCGAUUUGCACACACACAAUUAGUAGAAGCAACUUUGGAAACAGCAGUGGAGGAAGUGAGUGAAUACCAAAAGCGUUUUCAAAGUGUAUGCUACAAUUGGCAACGUAGUAAAUCGUGUGACCGAGGCGAGAAGUGUCCAUUUCAACACGAUGGGGCUAUUCGGUUGUUUGAUGAAGACGGGACGACUGCAGAAGAAAAGACGGAAAAAGGUAAAGAGAGUAAGAAACGAUUGCUUGCUGAUGACGUGAAGAUUGAGAAGAAGCAAAAGAAACGCAAAAAGGACAAGAAAGAGAGGAAACACGCAAAGAGUGACUAG